This is a messenger RNA of Lytechinus pictus (painted urchin), 5832 nucleotides long. Its product is annotated as SWI/SNF-related matrix-associated actin-dependent regulator of chromatin subfamily A containing DEAD/H box 1A-like. Bases 130 to 3747 code for a protein of 1205 amino acids. Gene Ontology annotation, molecular function: ATP binding; chromatin binding; DNA binding. The transcript is spliced from 18 exons. Lineage: Eukaryota; Metazoa; Echinodermata; Echinoidea; Temnopleuroida; Toxopneustidae. The record is from RefSeq and is a predicted model, not a curated record. Gene Ontology annotation, cellular component: nucleus.
UUUGCAAUCCGUCGUGAUAAAAGCAAGUUUUGACUCGACGCCGGCCGCUACAGUAGUCGAAUGUGCUUACAUUUUUUUAGAUCUAUCGUAAUACAGUACAAAUUAGGACUGAAUUGAUGAUAUAAACGAAUGUACAUCAUGGCUUCAGGUCGUGUUUCUUCUUUACUGAAUCGUUUCAAAUUCGAACAGCGGUCAAGCAAAAAGUUAACCGCUUCAAGUUCUGGGGAUCCAGCUUUAGAAAAAACAUCUUCCUCCGCAAAACACAAGAGAAUGAAUGGGGAUGCAACACAGUAUUCGGCUUCUUCGCUGCAAUCCCGCUCAUCAACGCCAGAUUCUGAUGCUAUCUUGUGUAUACCCGAGACACCGACGUCAGAUUUACCAGAGUCCAUAGAAUCCGGGAGUCCAGUGUUCCCAUCUGCCAAGAAGCGACUUGCAGAGAACAGCCAGCGGUCCCUGGUCACUUCAGCCAUCUCAAGCCUCCUCUCACCUUCAACAAGUGUUGCCAAGAGCCCUACCUUUGGCAAGCAAAGCCACGCAGCAAACGGGAAGCAGUCCAGUCCGUCAUCCUCCUCUCGCAGCACAAAAAACAAACAGCUCCGUUUUGUUGAUGAAUCGGAGAGCGAAUCGGACAGCGAGCCCAUCUCGCAUCGGGGAGAAUCUAGUUCUCAUUCUCCAAACAGUCGUCGGGACAUGAAAUCUAACGCAGGAUGCGAGACAGAGUCGGACUCUACCCAUAUAGACACGCAGAGCAGCUUGGAGACCGUGUUGUACAGUUAUGAAGAGCAGGGUUCCCUGCGGCCGGGCGGUUUGAAGCGGAAGCUGUCGGAGAUGUCGAGCGGUGGAGAGGUCGGGGGUGGUGAUGAGGAUGAGAAGGAUGAUAAGAUGAAGAAAGACAUCAUGGAACAGCUCAAGGUCUGCUUUCCACGUAAAGAUCAAAAGGAGCUGAAAAGGGCUUUAAAAGCCACAGAUUGGAACAUCAACCAGGCAGCCAAUGACCUCAUGCAAGUGGGGAGUCCCCCAAGGCGCAAGCAUUGCACCUCUCCAACGAUAGAGCCGAAAAAACCUUCUUUUAUCAAGAAAUCAAAUGGAGAGGCGAAAGAUUUCCAGGAUGCCUUCAGUGGCUGGCUGCAGAAACCUUCUGCAGGUCAGCCCAAGAAGAACUGGCCACAACAGAAGAAGGUUCCCAGGAAGGUCAUCAGCUCCUCAGAUGAUGACACUGACGAUGACGUCGUGGAAGUCCCGCAGAAGAGCAAGGAAAGUAACCAGAAGAAGACUUUCAAGCGGAUACGAACGUUCUCUUCCGACAGCAUGGAGGAUGCGUCUCCUGUCAAGAAGACAGAGGGGAAGCCUUUGGACACCAGGAAGAACAGGGACAACCAGAGUGAUCAAGAAUCAGUAUCUUCGUCCAAGAAGGGUGAGGGGGAUCAGGAAAUCCUUACAGACUCUGAUGAGAACGAGGAUGAUGACAAGAAGAGCAAAGGCAAUGGCCGAGCUGGAAAUACCUCAGGGAAGAUCGCAAAUGGGUUCUACAAAAAGGGGGCACCGACGCAAAAUGGUGUCGCAGGAAAGAAACCGUUCCGGAAGGUCUGGGCCGGGUUUCUUUCCAGAGAUAGCACUUCUGCAGCUAAGACAACUGGCAAGAAACAAAGGACCAAAACUGCUUCAAAGGCACCAAGCAUCAAACCUAUCAAACGACCACGGUCCCCGCGAUACAGCGAUGAGGAGGAGGAUGACCUCCGCUAUGGUGACAGCGGGUCAGAGUACGAACUCGAGGAGGAGGUCAGUCCAGAGUUCCAGGCCAUGGCGGUCACUUUCUUCAACGACGCAACCCUUGAAGAGCUGAUCAGCGUCGAAGGAUGCUCCAAAGGAAAAGCCGAGAAGAUCAUUUCUAUCAGGCCAUUUGACGACUUCUCUGAUCUGUUGGAAAAGUUUGAUGGGGUGAAGCAACUGAAUACUAAUCUUGUCUGGAAUUCAGAGGCCGUGUUCAAGGAACGCAAGGUGGUUGAGGAUAUCAUGGCUAGGUGCGUCAAGAUCUCUGAGCGCAUACAAAGGAAGGUGACAUCGGUUAUCGAGAACCCCGAUUCGGCUGUCAACGGCCAGCUUACGCGGCAACCAGCCCUACUUAAUAGGAGUAUGCAGCUGAAGCCCUAUCAGUUGGUAGGCUUGAAUUGGUUGAAGUUGAUGCACUCGGAACAAGUCAAUGGCAUCUUGGCAGAUGAGAUGGGUCUUGGGAAGACCAUCCAGGUCAUUGCCCUACUCAGUCAUCUCCUGGAAGAAGGGACCAAGGGACCGCAUCUCAUCGUUGCCCCAUCUUCUACGGUAGACAACUGGGUGCGAGAGCUCCAGACGUGGUGUCCCGCCCUCGAGGUCGUACUGUAUCACGGAUCGCAAGAGGAUAGGCAGGAAAUUCGGGAGGACCUUCUCUAUGAAGACCUUCCCUGCAACGUUAUCGUGACCUCAUACAAUAUAUGUGCGAGUAGUGCUGAGGAUCGAGGAGUCUUCAAGAAACUACCUCUACAUUACGCCAUCUUUGAUGAAGGGCAUAUGCUGAAGAACAUGAAAUCACAGAGGUACAAUCAUCUCAUGAAAAUUAGGGCUGAAAAGAGGCUACUACUGACCGGAACCCCUCUACAAAACAAUCUUCAAGAGCUCAUCUCGGUAUUAGCCUUCACCCUGCCAAAGUUGUUCAGUGGCAAGGCAAACGAUCUCACGAGAGUUUUUAGUAUGAAGAAACAAAAGACGGGCAACCCUCACGAGCAGAGUAGCUACGAGAUGGAGAGGAUUGCCCACGCCAAGCAGAUCAUGCAGCCGUUUGUUCUACGAAGGAUCAAGGCUGAUGUACUGAGCCAGCUACCGAAGAAGAAGGAAAGCAUCGAGCAUGUUGAGAUGACGGCCGACCAGAGGGAAGGUUACACCAAACUUGUUGCGUCCCUUUCCAAAGACCUCAAAGUCUCUGGAUUCAAACGAGGCAAGAUGUCGUCUGCCAUGAUGGAAUUACGGAAGCAAGCGAACCAUCCCCUGCUUCUGAGGCGUCACUAUGACAACGAGAAGCUCAGGAAAAUGGCCAAGCUCAUGCUGGAGGAGCCAACCCAUUAUGAUGCCAAUGAAGAAUACAUCUAUGAAGACAUGGAGGUGAUGAGUGAUUACGAGCUUCAUAGACUGUGCCAUGAGUAUGGAGCCCUGAGAGAGUACAGACUAGACCAGGAGCUGGUCCUGCAGUCUGGAAAGUUCCAGCUCCUAGAUAAGAUGCUCGCUGAGCUUAAAGAACAGGGAAGUCGAGUUCUGUUGUUCAGCCAGUUUGUGAUGGUUCUAGAUAUAGUAGAAGAGUAUUUGAAGAUCAGAGGGCAUCGGUCUGUACGUAUGGACGGACAGACACCGGUCCAGGACAGAGCGGAGCUGAUUGACAAGUUUAACGAGGACGAGUCCGUCUUCAUCUUCAUGCUGUCAACGAAAGCCGGUGGCGUCGGGAUCAACUUGACUGCAGCCAACACCGUCAUUCUUCACGACAUAGACUUCAAUCCCUACAAUGAUAAACAGGCCGAAGAUCGUUGUCAUAGAGUCGGACAAAGGAGAGAGGUUAGCGUGAUACGCUUGGUGAGCAAGCAGUCUAUAGAAGAAGGAAUGCUAUCCUGUGCUAAUUACAAACUCAAGCUUGAGAAACAGAUGACCAGAGGAUUCUCAGGUGAAGAUGGGAAGGAAGACGAGAAGGACAUUGCUAGCUUGCUCAGAGACGCUCUGGAUAUAUGACAAUGUCAUCACUACCUCACAUUCCCAUGUGUGCAUUCUACUAAUUAUUACCUCGGUCUUUUUCACGGGUUGCAUCUAAGAAUUACCCAUUGUUGUUCAAAUGCCUUGAUAUGAUGCUGAUGAAUGGUAGACAUGUAAGACUGAAGCUGCCGGCAGCCAUGUUUGUACUCCAUGAAUCGCAGAACUAACCAUUGAUGUUGUUAACUGCCUAGAUACGAUACUGUGGAAUCAUAGACCAUUAAGACUGAAGCUACUGGCAGCCAUAUUUGUACUCUAGGAAUCGCAGAACUAACCAUUGAUGUUGUUAACUGCCUAGAUACGAUACUGUGGAAUCAUGGACAAUUGAGACUGAAGCUACUGGCAGCUGUUUUCGUAUGCGCCAAUAAAUUAGGUUCAAAUUUUAGAUAGAACCAUCGAUGUUUGUUAAUUGCCAGGAUAUGCUGGUGUGGAGUCAUUUGACAAUUAUGACUGAAGCUGUCAGCAGCCAUAUUUGCAUUCAUUGGCCCGUAUUCUGAAGUCGGGUUUAAGUUAAACUCAGGUUUAAAGUUGUGGUUUAAGUAUGGGAAGCCAAAAGUAACAAAUUUGUUAUUAAGUUGUAUGUUUCUUAUGUUUACUGUGCUCUUUCCUGAUUCAUCGAUGGUGAAGCCAAUAAUCUUUUGAUACUUCCUAGACAAUUAUGAACGAUUUGAGAGCCAAAUGAGCUGAAGUAUGAUAUCUUUACUGUUAGUGAUUUAUGUAACAAUUGGCUCGCCAUACUUAAACCACAACUUUAAACCUGAGUUUAAGUUAAACCCGACUUCAGAAUACGGGCCCAUGAAUCCAAGUUGCAGGAUGGUUCAACGAUGCCGUUCAGUGAGUGACAUGGUCCAACAAUUCAGGUUCAAUUUUCGAAAGAACCGUUGAUGAUGUUAAUUGCCUGGAUAUGAUGCUCUGGAGUCAUUCGAUGAUCAAGUCUGAAGCUGCCAGCAGCCAUAUUUGUAUUCCAUAAAGGCAAGUCUGUGCAUUGUUAAACCACUCGGCUCAAUGGGUGAGAUAAUAUAGCAGUAUAGCUUGAAUCUGAGAAUGAACCAUUGAUAUUGUAAUCCGAUGUGAUAUGGUACCGUAUCGUCGUUCGACAAUCGAGAUUGAAGCUGCUGGCAGCCGUAUUGCGAGUCCAUGAAGAAUCCACCUAUCAGAUCUAUUGAAAGUAAAACUGCGUAGCUCAAUGGAUGAGAUGGUCCAGUAAUGUAGUUUGAAACUUGAGAAUGAACCAGUGAUGUUAACUGCCAGAUAUGAUGACUUGCAGUCAUUUGAUAAUCAAACUUCAGGCUGCCAACAGCCAUACUCAGACAUGCCAACCGUUCCCUUUUUAGAGUAUUUGUUCCUCUUUUUUGCUAUGAAUACACCAAUACUUUUUUUGUUUGAUUUGUUACUUUUUUUUCUUAAUCAUAGAGUAUGUAUUAUACGCAGAGCGUGACACUAGCGACAGUCCGAGGCCGGUAAAAAUCACGGUUGGGCCAGUAACUUGUUGCAUGAAAAGAACAAGUAUGUAUUAUCAAGUUUUCAAGUACAAUGUAGAGUCAUUUCACAUAUUUUUUUCACCGAUCUCACUACAACAGGCUGGUGAUUGAUUCGUUGAGACAGAUUUUUAAAAAUACUAUUUUUUUGUCAAAAACACUUUUUUUCCUUCUAAGAAUACUUAUUAUUGUUGUAGAAGGUUGGCAGGUCUGCGUACUGGACACUGGGGCACUAUAUCCAUGACUAAUAAUAAUAAUCAGCUUUUAUAUACUCAAAGCACUUCACAAGUAAUUACCUGGUCACUGGAUUUGAUGUUUUUAGCAGCCUGUUAGGCGCACACUUGCUAAACCAACUACAAAGACGGUUCUUUCCUACCGAUGCCCAAUUAGCACCUGGGUGAGAGUGGCAUAGUGUGGAUUGACGCCUUGCCAAAGGACGCUAGACCAUGGUGGGAUUGGAACACACGACCCUCUUUUUACAAGCCGAGAGUCAGAACCACUACACCACGGCGCUUUCAUAGUGAAACCACAAAUCUCAUCGAUGAACUCUAUAUGUGGUAGUGUACAUCUUCUAAGCACUGACUCAGAA